AGUUCAAACAGAAACAUACCCUUCCUCUCCCUCCAUCUCUCAUGGACUCCAGAACGAACCUCUGUUUCCCACCGUAGAAAGGUAGUCUCUCUCUCUCUCUCUCUCUCUCUCUCUAUAUGGCAAUCCGGUCCAUUUGCCUCUUCAUCAUCUUCUCUCUCUUCCAAUCUCUCACCGUCCAUUCAAACCCAGAAAGAGAAUCCCUCCUCUCCUUCAAGACCAUCCUCCAAAAUCCACACCUCCUUCCUUCAUGGCGACCUUCUGUCUCUCAUUGCCAAUGGACAGGUGUCGUCUGCAGAAAUGGCCACGUCACCUCCCUCUCCCUCCCUUCCCUCUCUCUCAAAGGCCCUCUAUCUCCCUCCAUCUUCUCUCUUCCUUACGUCUCUCUCCUAGACCUAUCCGGCAACCUUCUGUUCGGCACCCUCCCUCCAUCCAUCGCCAACCUCCGAUCCGUACGCCAGCUGGCACUCAACGACAACCAGCUGUCUGGAGAAAUCCCAAGUCAACUCGGUCAGCUCACAGAGUUAGAGACGCUUAAACUCGGCCCCAACUCAUUCACUGGGGAAAUCCCACCAGAACUCGGCAAUCUGACCCACCUCAAAUAUCUCGACCUUGCCGGCAACGCUCUGACCGGAAACAUCCAGACCCAACUCCGGAAUCUGACCCACCUUCAGCUUCUCGACCUCGCAAACAACCUUCUCUCCGGUAAUCUGCCGGCGGAGCUCUUCACUGGCCUUGAGGCUUUAACCUCUCUCGACAUUUCCAACAACUCGUUUUCGGGCAAAAUCCCGUCCCAACUCGGCCGGCUUAGCAAUCUCACUGAUCUCUAUCUGGGCAUCAACCGAUUCUCCGGCGUGUUGCCGCCGGAGCUUGGCCUGCUUUCGAAUCUACGGAACCUCUUUCUACCAUCCUGUUCUAUCAGAGGACCUCUCCCUGAUGAGAUUUCAGAGCUUAGAUCUCUCAGCAAACUCGAUCUUUCGAACAAUCCUCUCAAAUGCCAGAUUCCCAAGUCGAUUGGCAAGCUCCAGAACCUCACGAUCCUGAACUUGGUUUACGCAGAAAUCAACGGUUCAAUCCCUUCAGAGCUUGGAAACUGCAGUAGUUUGAAGACAUUGAUGCUUUCCUUCAAUGCCCUGUCUGGGUCUUUGCCGGAAUCUAUGUCAGAGCUUCCAAUGCUAUCGUUCUCUGCUGAAAAGAACCAGCUUUCGGGUCCUCUGCCUUCUUGGCUCGGGAAAUGGAGGGAGGUUGUCUCGCUGCUGCUAGCAAGCAACUACUUCAGUGGCAGAAUCCCGCCCGAGAUAGGAAACUGCUCCUCUCUCAACCACAUUAGCUUGAGCAGCAAUCAGCUGAUAGGGUCAAUCCCUUCGGAGCUCUGCAAUGCAAAGUCGCUGGCGGAGAUCGAUCUCGACAGCAAUUUCAUCUCGGGCACAAUCGAGGAUGUGUUUGUUGGGUGUGGGAAUCUCACUCAGCUGGUUUUGGUGAACAAUCAGAUUGCUGGUCGGGUGCCUGAUUACCUCUCAGAGCUUCCGUUGCUUGUGCUUGACCUCGACUCUAACAAUUUCACAGGCCCAAUCCCCAUUAGUCUGUUGAGUUCGAUCAAUCUAAUGGAGUUCUCCGCAGCGAAUAAUCUUCUAGAAGGUCAACUCCCUGUUGAGAUUGGCAAUGCAGCAUCCCUCGAGAGACUGGUUCUUAGCAACAAUCGGUUGGAGGGGAAGAUACCCAAAGAGAUUGGGAAGCUCAAAUAUCUCUCUGUUCUUGCUUUGAAUUCGAAUUUACUUGAUGGGAGUAUUCCAUCGGAGCUCGGCAACUGCAGUGCACUGACGACAUUGGAUCUUGGAGAUAACCGCCUUGAUGGGUUGAUUCCAGAAAGCUUAGGCGAUCUCGCCCAGUUGCAAUGCCUGGUUCUUUCUCACAAUCAGCUAUCGGGAUCCAUCCCUUCAAAGCAAUUGUCAUAUUUCCGUCAGGUAAAUAUCCCUGAUUCAAGCUUUAUCCAGCACCAUGGAGUUUUCGAUCUUUCAUACAAUAGAUUGUCAGGCCAGAUACCUGAAGAGCUUGGUAGAUGUGUGGUCAUGGUAGAUAUGUUGCUUAGCAAUAAUCAGCUAUCUGGUGAGAUUCCAAGAUCUCUCUCUCAUCUUCUGAACUUGACUACACUUGAUUUAUCUGGGAAUUCUCUGACGGGUGCAAUUCCACCAGAACUUGGAUUAUCCAUCAAGCUUCAAGGCCUGUAUUUGGCUAAUAAUCAGCUGACUGGAAACAUCCCUGAGAGUUUAGGUAGGCUAACUAGCCUUGUUAAACUGAAUUUAACUGGCAAUAAGCUCUCUGGUCCAAUCCCAUAUAGCUUUGGGAACUUGAAUGGGCUUACCCACUUGGAUUUGAGCUCAAACAAGUUGAUUGGCAAGCUACCACCAUCCCUUUCUAGCAUGCUCAACAUUGUCGGACUCUAUGUCGAGCAGAACAAACUCUCCGGUAGCAUCAGUGAGCUGUUUUCGAACUCUGUGGCGUGGAAGAUUGAGACUAUGAAUUUGAGCAGGAAUCUCUUUAGUGGGGUGUUGCCAAGCUCUUUGGGAAACCUGUCGUACUUGACGUAUUUGGAUCUUCAUGGGAAUGCAUUUACAGGGGAGAUUCCACUAGAGCUUGGGAACCUCAUGCAGCUUGUGUAUUUAGAUGUUUCCGAGAAUGGGCUUUCUGGGCAGAUUCCGGAGAGCUUAUGCAGCCUUCUCAAUCUGGUUUAUGUUGAUUUGGCGGAGAAUAGAUUGGGAGGAGCAAUACCCAGAAGUGGAAUUUGCCCGAACUUGACGAAAAUGUCACUGUCAGGGAACAAAGAUCUGUGUGGUGGGACUUGGGGUUUGGACUGUGAAAUGAAGAGAAGAUCGCCAAUGUUAAAUGCUUGGGGGCUGAUAGCGGUCGUCGUUGGCAGCGUUUUGGUUGCUCUUAGUGGGGUGUAUGUACUGGUAAAAUGGAAAAUUGGCAGCAACAGAGGAGAAAAAAGGUCUUCCGUGGAGGUUGAAGAUGAAAGCAAAUUAAACAGCUCCAUCGAACCCAACCUCUAUUUCCUUAGCAGCAGCAGAUCGAAAGAGCCCCUCAGCAUCAAUGUGGCGAUGUUUGAGCAGCCCCUUCUGAGGCUGACAUUGGUAGACAUACUUCAAGCUACCAACAACUUCUGCAAGACAAACAUCAUCGGCGAUGGAGGGUUCGGGACUGUCUAUAAAGCCACACUUCCCGAUGGCCGCACAGUUGCUGUGAAGAAGCUAAACCAAGCAAAAACUCAAGGCCACAGAGAAUUCCUUGCAGAGAUGGAGACAUUGGGGAAGGUUAAGCACCGGAACCUUGUCCCCUUGCUUGGGUACUGUUCUAUCGGUGAAGAGAAGCUUCUUGUCUAUGAAUACAUGGUAAAUGGGAGCUUGGAUCUCUGGUUGAGAAAUAGAGCGGGGGCUUUGGAAGUUCUAGAUUGGCCCAAACGCUUCAAGAUCGCAAUGGGAGCUGCUCGAGGUCUGGCAUUUCUUCACCAUGGAUUCAUCCCCCACAUUAUCCACAGGGACAUCAAAGCCAGCAACAUUCUCUUGGAUUCUGAUUUCGAACCCAAGGUUGCGGAUUUUGGGCUGGCUAGGUUAAUCAGCGCCUGCGAAACUCAUGUCAGUACCGACAUUGCUGGGACCUUUGGGUACAUCCCGCCGGAAUAUGGGCAGAGCUGGCGGUCUACUACAAGGGGGGAUGUGUACAGCUUCGGUGUGAUUCUGCUUGAAUUGGUUACAGGGAAGGAGCCGACUGGUCCUGAUUUUAAAGAGAUAGAGGGCGGGAAUCUGGUGGGUUGGGUCUUCAAGAACAUCGAGAAGGGGCAGCCAGCGAAUGUCCUUGAUCCGACGAUUGCAAGCACUGUCACGAGGAACAGGAUGCUGCAGAUGUUGCACAUUGCUGCGGUUUGCUUGUCAGAUAAUCCAGCGAAUCGGCCCACAAUGCUUCAUGUGCUGAAGUUCAUGAAAGGGAUCGAAGAGGGUCAAUAAUCCCUCACUGCCUGCAGUGGGUUUUCAUUGUGGGUAAUCUAUCUAUUUUCUUGUUUUCUGUAAUAUGUUUCUCUGAUGGUAGGGUGGAUUGUAGCUUGUUUAGUUGUACUGUUUUAAUCGUCUUUGAAGAAAUGAGGAAAGCUCUUUUUUGACAAACGGUUCCCGGGUGUUUGCUGAUGUUCUCAUGCAUUUGAAAUUUUAAAUUUCCUGUUGACCGUUGA
Magnolia sinica is the source of this 4219-nucleotide messenger RNA. RefSeq names its product leucine-rich repeat receptor protein kinase EMS1. Gene Ontology annotation, biological process: protein phosphorylation. Gene Ontology annotation, molecular function: ATP binding; protein kinase activity; receptor serine/threonine kinase binding. The transcript has a single exon. The coding region runs from base 117 to 3998 and encodes 1293 amino acids. NCBI's taxonomy places the organism in Eukaryota, Viridiplantae, Streptophyta, Magnoliopsida, Magnoliales, Magnoliaceae. The record is from RefSeq and is a predicted model, not a curated record.